AUGCAAACAGGAAAAUUGAAUUUUCGGAUAGAACUUCUAUACAUUAGUAUGGGAAUUUACGGGUUAUGGGGAGUACUGUCACCUGUUCAAGAAUACCGUCCAUUGGUUAAAAUUGGCUGUGACUCAGUUGCUGUUGAUCUUAGCAUAUGGAUUUGUGGAGAUAAGUCAAUCGGAUCAAUGCCUGGAUUGCAUUUGAGGAAUCUAUUUUUUCGGUUGGUUAGCUUGUUGCGUCAGAACACAUUACCAAUAGCAGUUUUGGAUGGUGUCGCUCCAACACUCAAAGCAGGUGUUAUGGAGCAUAGGCAACAGAAAUGCAUGCGGAAGGCUACUGUACAGAAAGAUUGGAAGCCGAACGUCAAUAGAACACGUUUUUCGAAAGUUUCACAAGAGUGUGUCCAGUUAUUGAAUUCGUUUGGUGUUCCUUGGGUUCAGAGCCCUGGAGAAGCAGAAGCUAUGUGCGCUUUUCUUAAUUCAAAUAAGCUUGUAGACGCUUGCAUCACUAAUGAUGGCGAUGCUUUCCUCUAUGGCGCUGAAACAGUUUAUCGUCAUUUCUCCAUGGAUAGUCGGGAUUCCAGUGUUCGCGUCUAUCAUAUGCAGUCGAUUCAUAAAGUAUUGAAUUUAACAAGAUCUGAUUUAGUAUUAUUAAGUCUUUUAUUAGGCUGUGAUUAUUGGCCUACCGGUGUGUCACGUCUUGGUCCAGUUGGAGCAUUGCGUUUGAUCGCUUCGCUUAAAUCAGAAGUUCUGAAUGUCAAUGAACAAUUUCUGCUGAAAUUUUUAUCCUGGCUUAUAAAUAAUUGUCCAAAAAGUAGUUGUGAAGACUUUUUGUGCAAUCCUUUUGGUCUUCAUAUGAAUCCCAGUGUUAUAAAAUUGUGGUUACAUGUUGGUGUUGAACUGAAAGAUUGCCCAUAUAAAGAAAUAUUUGCAGAAUUUCUAACCAACUUUGAAGAACGUCGUUGGACUUUGCCUAAACGUGAAUCAAUCUGUCAAUGGAAACGACCAGACCCAAGAAGAAUUGUACCUUUCUGUCAGGUGCAUUUAAACUGGGAUCCAGUGUAUACCCUUCAACAUUUCUUGCCUAUCAUGGCUUUAUGGGAUUUGAGACAUCCUCAAGUUUAUAAGUCACCAUCACUGAUAAACUCACUGAUAGAUUAUCAGAUUGAUGAUUCUAUUAUUUUACAACCAUUAAGGAUAGUAAAGAAACGCGUAGUCAAUUAUGUUGAGUCAUUCGAGGUUGAAUGGAAAAGAUUAGCAUUCGACAAAUGGACAGGUCAAAGCGAGCUAAAUUCACUGAAUGAAAAUGGUCAAAAAGACAAUAUUUUCAAAAAUGGCUAUUAUUAUUAUUUUUCUGUUCCACAAGUAGAAUUCUGUAAAGUUCAUAAUGACUUGUACUCAACAUUUAUUGAAAACGGUAUUCAGAAACAAUCUCAGUCAAAGAAGCAAAAGCAGAAGAAGACGAAGACGACGGCGAAGAAGUCUAGUAACAGUGAGAAAGGUCAACAACUUCCAAUUGAUGAAUUAUUUAAAGGAUUGUCUAUUUCAUCUAACCAGUUAAAUAAGAAUGAAUCUGAUGUAGUGUAUAAGGCGUCUAGUGUGCAAACUUUACCCACUAAAGCCAAUCCCUAUCCACUAUGGGAUUCAGAUACGUCUAGCCUUGUCGAUGAUGAUCAUGAUGACGAUGGUGAUGGUGAAAGUGAAUACAUGAAUCGAAAGCACUCGUUAGCCGAUGAUGCUAUCAACUCAGAAGUGAACGUUGGUUAUAAGAGUGAUAGUGAAGUAUUGUACAAUCAUACAGACUGUAAAACAUCUCCAUCAUCACCGCCUUUAUCGUCCUCUUCAUCUUCAUCUGCUCCAUCGUCAUCUCCGUUGUAUAAAUUCAAAUCAGCAUUCCCCAGUCUCUCUAGACGUUCUUCUUCAUUGUCUAAUCUAAUCAAUCAUUGUAUGCUGCUGAAAACUUCACUGCUAUCCAAUUCUAUGAUGUCUGAAAGACAAAGAUCACAUUCAAAGAUUUUUUCAUCGUCGUCAUCGUCAUCGAUAUUUUCCAGGUCUUCAUCUUUUGCUAGUAGUAACAUGAAUAACAACAGCAAUAAUGACAACGACCUUGAUAGUAAUGCUGAUGUUCAUCAUCUAUGCAGUGUUGCUUGGAUAACUGAAAAGUUUCGUACGCCUAAAACUUUGAAAGAUCGUCUAGGCGUUACAAAAUACUUCUAA
This is a messenger RNA of Trichobilharzia regenti, 2208 nucleotides long. NCBI's taxonomy places the organism in Eukaryota, Metazoa, Platyhelminthes, Trematoda, Strigeidida, Schistosomatidae. The record is from the annotation of a GenBank genome assembly.